AUGGUCAUGUCAACCACUGGUGCAUUGGUUUCAGCCUUUGCAGUGCCAUUAAAUCCUCGAGAUCCCACGUCAGUCUUUAUUUUCUUGAGCAUUGCACGCUUCAUCCUGGGCAUCGGGGUUGGUGGAGUCUAUCCCUUGGCAGCCACUGUUGCAGCUGAAGGUUCUAGUGUUGGGCAGCUUUUGGUGCCAGUAGUGGGCAUGAUUUGUCUUUACACCUUCGGUGAUGGCAUGGAGCAUGAGAAGACCAAGACAGUCAUGAAUGUGAAGGGUUUGUCCUGGCGUUUGAUCCUUGGCCUUGGAGCUCUACCAGGCAUUUUGCUGAUGCCUUUCCAACGAGCUGAUAGCCAAGCUGCCCGACCAGACACAUCUCAGGCGCCUAGCAUGCUGCAGGCUUUGAGCAAUCGUGCUUACUGGCGGAGCAUUCUCGGCUGUGCAGGAGGGUGGUUUUUGUUUGACAUCACAUUCUACGGAAACUCGUUGUUUGCACCUGCGAUUCUCCAAGAUGUGUUCCAUGUCGACACCGGUUCAUCAACCCCGGUGAUUGGAAGCAAACUUCAGAACAACUUGUGUUGGCAACUUGCAAUCCUGGCGCUUCUUGGGCUGCCGGGCUACUAUGUGUCUGUUUGUUUUAUGGAUCGUUUGGGCCGGAAGAACAUUCAAAUCCAGGGCUUUGGCAUGAUGGCGAUGUUGUACACCAUUUUGGCUGCGUUCUUGGAUGGUAUGGAGGACCUUCCAGCAUUGCUCCUCUUUGUCUAUGGCUUAACGUAUUUCUUCAGCAACUUCGGCCCCAACAGCACUACCUUCAUCCUGCCCUCGGAGUCAUUUCCUCAACAUGUGCGCUCAUCUCUGAAUGGCUUCUGCGCUGCCAUGGGGAAGACUGGUGCUGUUGUGGGUUCUUCGAUGUUCAAGCCAUUGAUAACAGCAGCGGGCACUAGCUUCGUUUUCAUUUGUUGCGCCGUUUGCGCGCUUCUGGGCAUCAUUGUCACCAUCUUCUGCGUUGAUGACAGGCAUGGACAGGAUAUGAUGGGCGAAAGCGAAGAAUCUCUAUCCCAAUCCCGUGGCUUGACCAUAGAACCUUUGCUAUCAAGUCCUUGGUUCACCAAGUCAUCGUGCAGAUACUACAACCGGGCACCCAGCCAAAUAGAAACCAGCAAACGCACCGCCAUGAAUUGGGCGUGCGUUGCAUGA
This is a messenger RNA of Durusdinium trenchii, 1188 nucleotides long. The record is from the annotation of a GenBank genome assembly. Lineage: Eukaryota; Dinophyceae; Suessiales; Symbiodiniaceae.